UGGCAGCCUCAGUCGUCCGCGAACCUUCAUCGAAGAACGUUCCUCGUAAUAAUUCACAUUAAAUAUACAUAUAUACGCAUGAACUAUGAUAACUAAUCGAAAACAAAAAAUGUUCUAAUUCGACAAAAAAAAAAUGUCUCGAAAAAUGUGAACAAACGUAUGGAAUUGUUGUUUUCCAAUAUCAAGAAAAACAUUUUUUAUUUUUACUUUCAUUCGUUAAGUGCACGCACACCAACAAAAAAUACGAUCGUUCGUUUAUAAGAUAAUAAUAAUAAUAAUAUUAUUAUUAUUAUAUAAAUAAAUAGAAUAUCGAAUUAACGAGAAAUCUAUUUGAUAAAUUUAAGUUUUCAUCGAUCUUCGUUUCGAUUGAAUCAAAUUGAAUUGAAUCGGAUUUAAUCGAAGGAUCAAACGAUCGACUGAUAGAUCGAUCGAUCAUCGAUCGUACGAAAGGAAAAAAAAAACAGAUCAAAGGUGAUAUAAACGCGGUUAACUAGUGCUCGAUAAUGAGGACGAUUUCGUAUCAUCUACGUCUUCGUAACGCUAACGACGAUUUUGGUGAAUAAUUUAUCGCGAUUUGUAACUCUGACAUAAAUCAUGUGGAAACUUUGGAUCCUUCUGCUCUGUGCGACAGGGAUAUCCUCGACCUUGGUAGAUCCUCACAGUUUCGGUAUAACCAUUUCACCAAAAAAUCAAGACAGACCAAAUCGACAACACCAACGGAUCAAACGAUUCGCCUGCCCAAUAGGAUUUUUUCGAUUGAAAAGAUUUUGCUAUUACUUGAGCGCAGGUACUGCACCCUGGAGAGAAGCGCACUUUCAUUGCAAGGACAGAAAUGCAACUUUGGCGGUACUCGAUAGAAAUGGGAAAGAUAGAAUGUUAAGGAAAUACCUGAUGGGUGAUCAAUUUACAAAAUUGGAACGAUGGAUAGGUGGAAUUUAUAACUGGCAACAGAUGGCUUGGGAGUGGGGUGUUACCGGCGAGAAAAUGGUUUUUCAGAGCUUUGGUAAAAUAAAUCCCGGCAAGUCUGAACAAUACGCCUGGCAUUGCAUUGUAUUGGACCCUUCUUUGAAAUAUAAAUGGAACGCCAAAAGUUGUGUGCAACCGAAGCAUUAUAUUUGUGAAGUACCAGCCGGUAGAAUAGCCAGAAGACGUAAAAAGACGGCCGAUCCUUUUGCACCGCAAUACCAAAGAUUAAAGCCGCGUAAACAAGGGAAAAAAUAUCUCGGCGAGUUUCAGAGGCAAAAUAAUAGACGAAAAAAAAAUCUGACUGAUUGGACCAGAGAUUGGACCGAACAAAACGCGAAUCAACAAUGGGCUCAUGGCGUGAAUCCUGGCUCGAGGCCACCUAUCAGACUGAGAAAUUCGAAGGAAAAAAUGCGACAUCAUUCUAAUAAGACGAUUUCUAGUGCGACUGCGCCGAAAGUCGCACAAAUUUUAUCUCAAAAGCAAGAAUACGGUGCUUUUAUGGGAGAUGGACCGAGCAAUGGGGGACAUAAUCAGCCGCAAUCAUUAUCAAAUGUAAACGACGUAUUAUCUCAAUUCCAAGCGAAAAUCAAUGAUUUUGCUCGAGAGGAGGUUUUGCUUAAAGUUUAAAAAAAUGUAAUCCAAUUUACACCACCGAGUCUCAUCGACUUCUCGUAAUGCCAUUUUUUGUCUUUUCUCUUUAUUUCUUUCUCUCUCUCUCUCUCUCUCUCUCUCUCUUUUCUAUCUUUUUAGUAAACGAUUUUCCUCAUUUUUUAGUAUUUUUUUGUUUUUUUUUAGAUUAGGAAACAAAUAUUUGAGAAAUCUCUCGAGGCUACAGACUGAGAUAAUUUAUUUAAUUGAAAAUGAAAAGCCGAUUCCUCCAUAGUUCCUUUUCUCUCCUUCUCUUUCUCUAUCUUUCUAAACUUUAUUAAUAGCUAAAUCGAACGUUGCGAUAAACGAUUUAAUUGUAGAACAA
Molecule: messenger RNA, 1939 nt
Organism: Polistes dominula (European paper wasp)
Lineage: Eukaryota; Metazoa; Arthropoda; Insecta; Hymenoptera; Vespidae
Source: RefSeq, a predicted model, not a curated record